This is a messenger RNA of Uloborus diversus, 8706 nucleotides long. Its product is annotated as rho guanine nucleotide exchange factor 17-like. The record is from RefSeq and is a predicted model, not a curated record. Gene Ontology annotation, molecular function: protein binding; guanyl-nucleotide exchange factor activity. Gene Ontology annotation, biological process: intracellular signal transduction; actin cytoskeleton organization. Lineage: Eukaryota; Metazoa; Arthropoda; Arachnida; Araneae; Uloboridae. The transcript is spliced from 27 exons.
UUCGUUCAAAAUGAAGAAAAUGACGCCAUAACGCCUCUUCCGGAGGAUACGAAAAGGAUAUCCACCCUUCCUAGAAGAAAAUCUCCCUCGCAACUUUUCACUAAAGCAGUUACGGCACUUGCUCCUGUUCCCGCUGUAGCUUCUUGUCCUAGCAUAGUCAAACUGGAAAAUAGAGUCUCGGUGAAUAACGAAACAGAUCUCUCGUAUGAUGAAGGUUUGGUCAGUGAUUCUGAAGUUGGGCCCGGAGCUUACGUCGCUGCUUAUGUCAGCUGUGUGACAUCAUCACCAAAGCAAGCUUCCGCUAGACGAGGACAUGUCCGCUCGGCCAGUGACAACGUCACUUCCGGUUCAUCCACUGUACUUCCUGAAGUUCGAAUUAAAAAGACUUCUAGCACAGAAAAACUCUGGUUUUCUGUCACAAGUCGUUUAAAUGGGACCGAAAAGCAGCGAAAAAGGAGGAAAGCAGUUGGCUGUAAGCAAACUAUGGGAGAUGUGGAUCAAGAGCCUGUAAAAAGCGGUCGUUCUCUGACUUACCCUCCACAAAGAAAAAGUUCCACAUCUGAAGAAGAACAAGAGUUUACUUCUGUUGACAGCAAUGGGUUGAAAUCUCUGAAACAUCAAACUGUAGGUCUUAUGGACUCUAGUUCGGAUGCUGUACGACUUCUGAGCGAUUUGUCUCUUGCUGAUAGUCACUUAUGUCCUAGUGAAGGAACAAUCGAAGAAACCUAUCUGGAUGUAGUCGAUAGUGUAAUUCAUUCACCUUCUGAUCCGCAACAUCUCUCUGUUGACGAAUCCAACUCAGCUGCGAGCAGUAAAUCUCACAAGAAGAAGCACCACAGUGAUCCUGGUGGAGAGGCUGGCUCCAACAGCUCUGCUGAUGGUUUUAUAGCAGAAGUAAUAGUUGGCUUGGUGCGAAGUGAACCUGACUUGGGUAGUAACGAAACUAGUGUCACUGCAAAUUCGUCAUCCUGUUCCUCAGCUUCUUCUGAAACCUCGUCUCGGGCCACUCAAACUCCGCAUUUCGAUGACGAACGGCCUACUCCUUUGAAAUUGGUUAUUGAUGGACCACAAAAUGCACAAGGGACCAAACAUAGCCGAAGGAUUGCCGGAGGGUCAUUGACGUCUGGAGCAACAAGCAGUAGGUUCCACUUUCCUGAGACGGAUACCAGCAACCAACGCCUGGCAAUUGAGCAGAACCAAUCUUCGAAGAGUCCUCAAGAACAAAGACGUUAUUCCAAACGCCGUCUUCGAGGACCUUAUGGGGAAAUGCUUGAAGAAGAAAUGAGGAAAUCUGGUGAGAAACAGAAAUCGGUGUUAAAUGAUCUCAGCUUUCUUCAGAACAUUGGUGAUUCCGGAACCAAAAACCAAGAUGGUUCCUUGGAAUCGUCUUCGCAGUCACAGAACCGACCGGCCAUGUUCGUGAGCAGUCAGUCCCUGGAUGAUGCAAGUUCUAUGUCGUCAAGAAAUGAAUUAUCAAUGUGUGUUACCCCUAAAAGAAAGAUUAGUGCGAAUUACCCCCUUCUAACGGAUGGGGAAAGUGUUGCAAUUGCGAGUGAUGAGGAUAUAUCGCCAACUAAACCACCCACUCCAAGUGAACAAAUUACUAGUAAUGACAUUGUUCGCAAUGAAAGUAGUUCGGACGUUAAAAAUGAAUGUCAGCAGAAAAGCAAAGAUGACGUUAAAGGAUUACCAGAUUUCGCCAAGAUUCAGGAGCGGCAUUCGGCUUAUCCUACUCCAGAAUGUCUGAGAAAGGCAACCGAUACCAGAACUCAUGUUGUCGCAGAGUUAUAUGAUACAGAGAAAUCAUAUGUUGAAUCCUUACAGAUCAUUGCGCAUAAAUACAUGAAGCCUCUAAAGAGUCCUGAAUGUAGCGGCAUUGUAGAUAGUGGCCUAGUGGACGAAAUUUUCUACCAGAUUCCCGAAAUCCUGUCCCAUCAUGAAAGUUUUCUUGACCUAUUAAGAACACGGUUGAACAAUUGGGACACGAAGCAGAAGGUGGGAGAUGUCUUCGUCGAAGCAUUUACGAAGCAGCAAAUUAUUGACACCUAUACCGCCUUCAUCAACAACUGGAAAUCUGCAAAAGAUGCAAUUAAAGUGGCUACUCAAGCGAAGCCGGCCUUUGCAAGGUUCCUUGAACAUAUGUCAAGGGAACAUAAGGGAAAGUUAACGCUGGAUGCCUUGCUUAUUAUGCCAGUUCAAAGGAUUCCUCGUUACGAACUGUUGAUAAAGGAACUUCUCAAACAUACUCACGUGGAUCAUCCAGAUCAUCAUCUAUUGGUCCUAGCUCAAAAAGAAGUGCAUGAUUUAGCAAUUAAAAUUAACAGAAUGGAAAGAGAAGCGUUCCAACUGGAGCAAAUGCAAGCACGAGUGCGGGACAUUGAACAGCUUGUCGAUGGAGUUAUGGAUUUAGUGCAGCCGGAUCGAGACUACAUUCGUCAUGAUGUCGUAUCAAUGCCUGGUGGCCUUGGGACAAAGAAAGAAAGAUGUAUCUUCCUCUUUUCUGAUGUACUGCUCAUUACAAGUAUGAAAAAGAAAAGCACAACCAUGAGGAAACCAUCCUCAACAUCUGCAAUUCCUCAGAAUAUUAUAAGCAGCUUAGAAAUGAACAAAUACAAACUUCUAACAAGAUUAUCUUUAGACAAUCUGGACAUAGCUAAAAGUACAGAUGGAAACAUGAAGAAAGCGUUAAAGGAUAUCGAAAAUCUUGAAGAAGAUGUUGCUCUACUCUCUCAAAUUAGUGAGUUAGUUGCAAAAAUGAAUAAUCAUCAGCAGGCAUUGGAAGAUGUUGUCAAAGAUUUGACCAAUGGAAUGGUUAAGCAACUACAUGAGAAACAAAACCAAGACUCACAACUUGUGAAUCUUGAACUGACAAUCACAACGCAGGAAGGAGUUGAAAGUUUAAUAUUCCAAUUCUGUUCACCUGAGAAAAGAGCCAUAUGGGAGGCUGCCUUCAACGACGCGAAGCAAAAGCUAGCGCUUUCAACGGAUCGUAGACCUCCCCCCGAGUUUAUGCAUCCACUUCCAAUUCGUAAAACAAGAGCCGGGUUGCAGUUUACUUGCGCUACAGCUACACUGGGCCUCAACCAGCAGGGUUUGCGAGAUGUUUGGGUGUGCAACAGCGAUGGCUAUGUGGGACAAGUCUGUGUGCUUAGCUUGAUGCCUGAGCCAACAGUCAUGUCUUGCAAUGGUGUCUGCAAUGCACGCAUCAUAACUAUCGCAUCUAUUCCAGCUGCUAAUUCCACGUAAGUGUAUUCUGAAAAAGCUCGUUGGAGGCCUGAUAACGUGUCUGGAGUAAGUGUUGAAGUGCAAGAAGUGGAUGAAGAAUUUGAUGAAGAACGAGCAAGUAACGGGAACAUACAACUUGACAGCGAUUCUAGUGAUGACGACGAUGACACUGAAUCCACAGAUGAGGAAAAAGGAAAAGAUGAAAAUCGAAAAAGAGGGAAUUCCAUACCUAAAGAAGAUUGUCAAGAUGAUAUGGACAAUAAGCAACCUACUAUGUGGCUCGGCACAGAGGAUGGAUGUAUUCAGGUUUACAACUGCAAUGACAAUAUUCGAACCAAGAAGAAUAAGAUCAAAAUACAGCAUGGAGCAUCAAUUAGUUGUAUUAUAUAUUUGGACAAUAAAGUUUUUGUUUCAAUUGCAAAUGGUGAAAUCCACAUGUAUAAGAAAGAUCCAGAUGGAGGCUGGUGCACAACUGAAUCACAGAAAGUAACCCUAGGAAAUACUACGGCUCCGGUAACAAGAAUGUUGGCUGUUGCUGGAAAACUCUGGUGCGGAUGUCAGAACAUGAUUCAUGUGAUAAACACUACAAAUCUUGAAGUUGAGCAUUCUUUUGCUGUCAGCAGUGAUGUCACGCGGACAGUUUUGUGCAUGGUUACAUCUGGUCUAGGAGUAUGGAUAGCUCUGCAUCAUAGUGCUAUACUCAGACUUUUUCAUGCAACAAGUUAUGAAUGCUUGUUUGACAUCAAUGUUGCCCCUGCUGUAACUAAAAUGCUUUCUGGUUGUGAUGACAUAAUAAGACAGCAUAAAGCAGCGUGCUUGCGAGUCACAGCUAUGCUGGCUUGUAAAGAUUUGCUUUGGGUUGGUACAAGUGCUGGUGUAAUAUUAACGUUACCACUCCCACAUUUAACUUCAACAACUGUUACUCUGGAUGACAUACCUAAUGUCUCAGGGUUACCUUAUGGUCACACUGGGCAUGUUCGCUUCCUAACGUGUGUUGAAAUGACUCCAGGAACAUCACUGGAUAUGAGUGGUUACAAUAAAUAUGCUGUGCGCUCAUUAAGAAGCAAAGAAGGAGCCGGUGGCCGUCGAGCAUCCACUAGUGCCUCUAGCGGCUGCAAACUUUUAGUGAUCAGUGGAGGCGAUGGCUAUGAAGAUUUCCAGAACUCUGGGCAGGGAGAAGCAGCGGGUCGCGAUGAUAGCACUAAUCAUUUGCUGCUUUGGCAAGUGUGAUAAAAAGCAGUGAAUAGCCAAUAUCAGUCAUUCUGUCUGUGAUAAAAUUGCAUUGUUUAUUUAAACACCUACCAAUUUAUUCUAAGGUGGUAAUGCAACUAUUACAUGUAUCUGAAAAGAGAUUCAUAUAUAUACCAUGAUAAAUAUUUAUGUAACUGAUGUAUCUUCAUUGCAUACAGAAAUCAUGUAUUUGUCACUGAUUCCACAUACUUAACUGUCAAACACGGUACUUAGUGAUUGUUGUAUUUCUGUAGAAUUUUUUUCAUGCUAACAUGCUGAAUUCAUUUAAAAUUUAAACAUUUCCCCCCUAUGAUCUUUGUAAUCAAACUAAGUCCACCUCCCCCCCCCCCUCCACACACACACUGAUUCCUUUUUUUUUUGGUUAACUUAAUUGACUGUGUGCAACACUUCAUAUAAAGACCUUGCUAGAUAUGAAGCACAAAAAUACAUUUCACAUGCUAACAACAACGUGAAAAUUGCUAUAGAAAAACUUCUUAUUGACUCGCUGUAAAUGUAUUUUAGGUAAGAUUCUAAAAAGUAUAUUCCUCAUAUUUGUAAAUUUCAUAUACAUAUUUAUGUGCGUGUAUGCAUGGUUAAACUAAUAAAAGUUCCUUUAACUCAAUUAACAAUCUGAAUAAAAUUCAUACUGAAAAACAUGCAUUUGUAAACGUUUGUUAAUUUAUAAGUAGAUUAAUUCGGGAAAAAUAUUUUACAGUAAAUCUUUUACCUUAAAAAUAAGAUGUACUUACCAGAUACAUUGCUCAUAACUUUUAAGAAAAAGGCAUCACACUUAAUGCUGUAUUUAAAUUAUAUGAAACAUAUUUUUGUGUCCAGUAAUUUUCCUAAAAUUGCAUAUGCCUAGAAACGUUACAUUCACUGGGUUAGGUUGCGAUGAAUUUAAAUUUAUACUUUACGUUAUUGCUUAUUAAGAAGUUAACUUUUAUAACAAUUAAAUUAGUUUCCUUUUCUGCAGAGCUUUAAUUGUCGUCUUUGAAUCUCAGAGUGUCUCAAAUCCCAAUUUUCAGCAGGAGCAAUAUAGGCUCUUUGUUUUACUCGGUAGCUUUUUAUACUCUACAAUUAAUCCUAUCGUGUUUCUAACUGCUUUUUUGACCAAAUACCUAUGUAGCUGGCAGAUAUAGUUUUAACAUUCCAUUUUACAUCUGAUUUUAUGUGUUUCUUAUAAAAUCAAGCGUUCAAAGGCGUAAAUUUUGUGAAACUACCAACAUUAGGUAUACAUAUUGACAUUUUCAAAGGGGAUGCGUAUAAUUUUUCUCUUCAUAAAAAUCAAGACUUAUAUCUAGUGACUUCAUUUAAAUAUUCAACAAUAAUAAUAAAAAUAAAAAAAAAUACUUUUAACAUACCAUCGAGAACUACAAAAAAAAAACAUUUUUUGAUGAGUUAAAUAGACAUUUUGAGUCAUUCCUAUUUCGUAAAACGUCAACAAUUAUCAAUAAUCCCCUUCAAACUUCAUUUGUAAUCAUUUCGUUACAACAUUACUCAUGUACAUGAUUAUCUAAAACACUGAAGAUAUAGAUCAUAAAGAUGAAUAGGAAUUGAAGGUUGUUGAAAGGAAUUUUAUCAUUAGUCUUCCAGCCCGUUCCCACUAAUAACUGGUAGGGAAAAUAUAUUGACCUAAAUCUACUCGUUUAGUGACGCCUACUAAUGUAAUACUAAUGUCAUUUAUUAAACUUACGUAAGCUUUUGAUAAGCCUCUUAAACUGAAUUUUUGCGAUUUUGUUACUACACAACACAUUUUAAAAUUAUAAUGUUUUGGAAAUUCUUAUUUGAUAUCUUAUAAAAUUUCUAAUAAAAUAAAUAUUAUUUUAAUAUUAAUCUUAACGUUAAAAAAUAUUUUUUAAAUUGAACAUAAAACAAAUGGGCUCAGGCUUAGCUUACCUAAUAGUAUGUGAAGUAUGAGUUUUGAUAAUUAUUUGUUUUCAUCAUUUUGAUAGUUUUAAAGGAAAGCAUAUGUAUACAUCUCAGCAGAGUCAUUCGCUUUUAACAGUAUAGUUUCAAAAUAUAUAUUCAGUUAAAAGUUUUAUUAGCGAUAUGUUUUGAAACAUAGAGGUUUUUGUAUUUAAAAAGAAAUAUUACAAAAAUCAUCGCUUCUGUAAAAUUGUGAAUAAUUUAAAAUAAAUUACUUGUUUAAUUUAUAAACAUUAUUCUAAAUAUUCAAUUGCAUCAUUAAAUUGUGCAUCAAAUAUAUAAAAAAUAAUACAUAUUUUAAUUCAGAAGCAUAAAUGCAAAGAUGAUAGGAGUUUUACAACUUUGUUUUUCAAAUAAACAAAAUAAAAAUAUUUAUCUAUGCUCUCCAUGAACUACAUAAACAUGUGAGUGUCGAACAUCCAACUUUAUCUAUAUUUUACAUUAUCAACUAUCAUUAUCCUUUAAAUAAAUUCAAAAUUUAAAAUAUAAAAAAAUCAACUUUAACUUACAUAAAAAAGGUAUUUCUAAAUGAAUUUAGUGAAACUUCGUAAUAAGACACAAAUUGUAAAUAAAAAAGUUAAUGUAAUAUUCAAUGUAGUUUGUGUUUUACUAUAUAUUCUUCCAAUAAAUAUAAAAACCGACGCAUGUAUUCUUUCAACUUGCAUCUAUGUAAUUAAAAAAUUAAAUAUUUUUCGUACUAAAAAACACAACUUAAUCUAUUAAAUUAAAAUGUUGUUUAAAAACGUUUAAUUUUUGGGCAUUAAAUUUAUGUUAAUCGUUGAGUUUAAAUGUUGCCCAAAAAGUAAGCUUCUUGGGUAGUGAGGAACCAACCUUAAUAUUUGAAUUGAAACCUUAUCAAAUAAUGUAGUUUCGGGUUCAACAACCAGACUCGAUCGUUUAGUUAAAACAAGUCUCAAAAUGCAUAUUUUCAUAAAUUUGAGAGUAAACUAUUACUAUAAAACUGGAAUUUUUGAAUAAGACAUCAUUAUUGAAUGUAAAAUAAUUUUGCAAUUAAUAUAUUUUUUUUAAAUGGACGAGAAAUAAUCGUGUGUCCAUUUCAUUGACCUCGUAAUAUAAAAGGCAACAUAAGCAUGAUAUUGAAGAUAUAUAUUACCUGUAUAAUUUUUGUAAUUUUCUACUUGUAUAAUAUUUUUGUAUUUGUGUAAAGCGUGUACAUUUCAAAUAUAUCUUUAUAUCAUGAUUUUGUGACUCUUAUUGCUACUUAAAUGUAUGUACGUUUUUUUGUUAUAAAGAUGCUUAGUGUAGACAGAAGAAUGAUUUUACCUUUCUAUAUUUGAGAUUUGAAACUUAAAAAAGAAAGAAAAUAUGUUUUGAUCAUAUAUAUACCGUCACCUCAAAGCAACAGCAAAAUAUCUAAGUCUGAGCAUAACAGUAAGAUAUCCUACUGAUGUUCUGAGGUGAUGAGAUUAUAGAUAUGAAGGGUUUGCAGCAACAAAGAGUUAACUCCAUUUUUUGGUCGUUUGGUUCAACAAGGAGUUAUCUCCGGUUGAUAGUUCUCUAAUUAUUCGCUAGAAUGAGUUGGCUGCUUCAUUCGCUUGAGGCAACAUGGAGUUAACUCCAGGAGAUUUCCUAACCAUAAAAAAUGGAGUUAACUCUUUGUUGCUGCAAACCCUUCAUAUGUAGAUUAUUAAUACACAUAUAAUUUUAUCUUCAUAUAGUUGUUUUUAAUUCUAUUAAACAUUUCUUUGAAACGCUUCAUUUUUUUCAAUAAAACUAUAUCUUGUCUGAGUAUUGUGAAAAUUGUAUAUAUAUACAUAUAUAUAUAAUUGUUCUUGAUUGUGUCUUUGUGCCUAAAACGUCAAUGCAUUAUCACCUUGGAAUAAUACACUGUGAAUGCUUUUAGAAAUGCAUCUAAUAUCGGAACUAGCAUUUGUGCCAAUGAUAAAGAGAAGUCUGCAAUAUCAUCAGAUAUUUCAGCAUUUGUAAAUAGUUUCUGUACAUAAUCUGUUUCUGCAUGAGAAUUUUUCUGUCCAUUAAUGGGAAAAAUGUCACUACAUUCUGAUUUUUUUUUUUUUUUUUUUUUUUUUUUUUUUUUUGAGCUCUUCAUUACAAUUGUGUGUGCUGCAUUCAUUUCUUGUGGAAAAUCACACUGUCCGAAAUUAUCUGCUAAUAAAUCAUAAUAUAUCUUUGCUAAAUUAUACAUUACAUAAUCAAAAUUUUUCCUUGAAGAAAUAAUUUACAGUGUAUUAUAUUUAGCAUUUAUUUACAGUUAUUGAAUUUCAUGUUUAGUGUACGCCUUUUAAGAGCAUUCAUUAUUGUUGAAAAACUAUUGUGUAAUGAACAGUUUAUUCUAGAAAAAAAUGU